Molecule: messenger RNA, 2061 nt
Organism: Funneliformis mosseae
Lineage: Eukaryota; Fungi; Glomeromycota; Glomeromycetes; Glomerales; Glomeraceae
Source: the annotation of a GenBank genome assembly
AUGCUACAUGAACUGCUCUUGACUUUAUCUGGGCUAUCUGGUGACUUGUUUGUUCCGUACCCUUCAGAACCGGAAACAGCAACUACUUAUAAAAUUCCACCAGAGUUUCCGUUCUUACACGAAGCUGAAAAAAGUUCUUUAGAACGACUUGCUGCUUUGGGUUUUUAUUAUCGAAAGUUAACCAACUUUCUUGAUAAACAACGCGGCAGAAAUGAAAACAAUGAGAACCAUGGCUCUGUUGGGCUUCAGAAAGACAAUGAAACCUCUCUAAAGAGUACUCCACAUGGCUCUUUCAUACACGCCCUAUGUAACGCCAUAAAUGAAGUGUUGGCAGACUUUCAUAAAACUAUUAUUGAAUCCGAGAUAAGGAUUCUGAACAAGGAAGACAAUAUGGGUGGAGUCGUUCCAAUUUCACAAUUGGUUUCUGCUUUUAGUGAAUAUUAUAUCAUCCUUCCACAUCUUAGUCAGUUAAUACUUGACGUUGAAAAUAAUCCUGUAAAAUAUUUCGGUUGUCGAAUACUUAAUUUGAUUAUUGACAAAUGUAAUACAGGUGUUCCAGAACUACGAGAAAUCAUGUUGAAAUUACUUCAUGCAUGUCAUGAAGUGAUGUUUAAACAUAUUACUUCAUGGAUGGUAUAUGGACAAUUGGUGGACCCUUUUGGAGAAUUUUUUAUUAAAGAUAGAACAUUACAAUAUAAUCCAAUCGAAAUACAAGAACAAUUUAGUCAGACUAAAUGGCAUCGACGUUUUAUCCUUGACGAAUCUUUUAUUUCAAAUAAUCUUCCUAAUGAUGUUGCCAAAUCAAUUUUAUUUGUUGGAAAAGCAAUUGCAACCGUUAGAAAUUCAACCAAACCAUAUGAGAAGCAUAGCAAAUUUCCGGAUAAACUUGCUUCAUUACAUUUACAAUAUUUAUUGGAACUCUCGUCAAGACCGAUAUUUCAUCAAAUUGAGCUCGAAAACAUUGUUAAUAUUAUUCGUAAUAAUGUUGCUCAAUGGUUAUGGCAAGUAGUUUUGACGGGUGAUAAAGUUGUGGAAUGUCUUGAAGCUUUUAAAAAUUAUUUCUUACUCGGUCAAGGUGAUUUUGCAACUUCACUUGUUGAACAAUUUGAAAAACUGUCAACUUCAAGACUUACCUCCAAAAGAAUUCCAUUGAUUAAAGAACAAGAAAUGAAUUCUUUAUUGGUUCGAGCUUCUGUGGGUACAUUAGCAGAAAAAGAUUUAUCAUUUGAAAAAUUUAGAUUUAAAGUACCAAACACAAAUGAACAACAAUCCUCAAAUGCAAUUAGCAUGUUUGAUGAUAUCCUCAUAGGUGUUCCACUUAGAUUUGAAUACGAUAUUGGCUGGCCUCUUGAUUUAUUUGUUACUUCUGAAGAUCUGUCCAAAUACGGAGACAUUUUCUCAUUUUUGAUUUCCCUUCGUCGUACCCAAUUUAAACUUCAAAAGGUCUGGGCUCGUCUUGCAGCAAAUGUAAAGAAGGAAAGAAAUUACAAAUUUUCUAAAAGAAAUAAAAAUGUGAUGAUAGUGCCAUGGAAUGUUCGCGCAUCUAUGAUGUUUUUUGUGGAUUGUUUAUGGGCUCACGUGCAGAUGGACAUUAUUGAAUCAAACUUUCAAAAACUUGUUCAUCGAAUCACCAUUUCUUCUGCACAUCAUCAACGACAAAGAUCAUCAUCAAUAACUGAGCAGAGUCCUCCUAGCAACGAGUUAGAAAGAUUACGUGAUUUUGAGGAUAUCAGAUUAGGUCACGCUUCAUAUAUAGGGGAAUUGUUACGUGGAUGUUUGCUUGAAUCUCGCGUGUGCACAGAAUCUAUUAGAACAACUUUGAAAAUUGUUGACAAAUUCUGUAUAUUAUUGGAUGGGACAAUUGACAUUGAGGAAAAAUUAGAACAAAUUGCUAAAUAUGAUGCGGAAUUUCGGGAACAAGUAAUGUUUUUGUUUCGAACACUUUCUGGGGUAAAUAAAACGGGAGAAGGUUUUGGUGGACCGCCAAGACAUCUGGAUCAAUUAUUACUACGUUUAGAUUAUAGUAAAUGGUUUUCAAAUUACUUAUUAAUUCGUCUAUAA